Molecule: messenger RNA, 1728 nt
Organism: Malania oleifera
Lineage: Eukaryota; Viridiplantae; Streptophyta; Magnoliopsida; Santalales; Ximeniaceae
Exons: 14
Coding region: 294-1220 (308 amino acids)
Source: RefSeq, a predicted model, not a curated record
UGGCUUGUAUUUUUAUUUAUCUAAAACAACCAGAGUUCACCCGAGAGAGAGCCUUCAGCCGAGAGAGAAGAAAUAACACAGAGAGCGUCGCACACAGGUAAAAGAGUUCAGGGGUGGGGUUUCUUGCUUCCAGCGCUGGUUCACGCAGGUUUCUUGGGUCCGUUCUUGAGCUGAUUUUGGAGGAGAUCGGUAAGCCCAGAGAAGUAGAUCUGUGUAUAUGUAUUCAUUUCCAUCAUUAUUAAAGGGUUUCUGAGCCCCGGUAACCGGCCUCUUUCUCUCUCUCUCUCAUCGCCAUGGCUAUGCAGUCCGGGAUUGGCUUCUCCAAGAUCCUUAUCUUGGUCGGAGCAGGGUACACCAGUACCAUCUUGCUUAAAAACGGGAAAUUGUCUGAUGUUCUUGGCGAACUCCAGUCCUUGGUGAAAGGAAUGGAGAAGUCUGGGGACCAAUCGGCUGACUCUGAAUUUUCUGAUGCCAUUGCAGCUCAGGUUCGUCGGUUGGCAAUGGAGGUUCGGCAACUAGCUUCUGCACGACAGAUAACUGUUCUGAAUGGGAAUUCUGGCCAAAUUGGGAACAUAACAUCUUUUGUGAUGCCAGCAGCUGCCUUGGGUGCACUAGGUUAUGGAUAUAUGUGGUGGAAGGGUCUUAAAUUUUCAGAUCUUAUGUAUGUAACAAAACGCAACAUGGCAAAUGCUGUUUCAAACUUGACGAAGCAUUUGGAGAAUGUAUCAGAGGCUCUUGCUGCCACAAAGAGGCAUUUGACACAGCGCAUUGAGAACUUGGAUGGAAAACUGGAUGAACAAAUGGAGAUGUCAAAGUUAAUUAAGAAUGAGGUCACUGAUGUUCGUGCUGAUCUUUCACAAUUUGGAUAUGAUUUGGAUGCAUUACAGAGAAUGGUUUCUGGUCUGGAUGGAAAGAUUUGUGAGUUGGAAGACAAGCAGGAUCUUGGAAAUGUUGGUGUGUUAUACCUGUGCAACUUGGCUGAUGGAAGAAAAAUGAAAAUGCCUGAAGUUCUGCAGGAACAGCUGAAACUUUCUGGAAGAACUCGUGGUUUUCUCACGGCUUCUGAUACAUUAAGUCCCAAGGGUCUAAAGGAGAUUGCUGACAGUUUUGGGAUGAAAAAUAUGAAUAGGUCACUAACGGAUGGCAUCGCACAAGAUGAUCUUGAUAAGUUGGAUGACCAGCCAAGAAGCUUGAUGAGGACCGCCUCAAUCAAGUGCUGAUUUAGCAUCAUUUUAGUACAAGGUUACUUCGCUUUCUUGUUCACCUCGCCCGUGUAGAUAGGUUUAUCUUUCUUGGAGUGCUUUUUAAUCGUAUCACCAGAAUAAUGUGAUAAUAGUUCCAAGCGGAUCGUGAACAUCAUGGCUUGCCUUGUAGUUUUUCGUCCUUGUUGAUGGUUUUUUUUUUAUUGAUCCAAACUUCCGGUAAAACAUCAAGCACUGUUGCUGAAAUUGUUCUGUUGCCAUAAUGCACCAGAGAUUUUACGGGAGCUUUUGUUGUAUGUAUAGAAUUGGAGAAGACUCGUUUUCAUGCUCUGAUGGUUCUGCUUAUUACACAAGGCAAAUAAAUCUGUCUAGCUCAGUGAGAUUAUUUCAGACCAUGCAUACAAAUGAAGUUUGUACUGCAAUAACAACUAUCAGUAUUAUAUAUGAUGUAUGUUCACUUCUGGGCACUGCUGGAAUUCAGUCAAUUUAGAGACUGACUGGUAAUAUUAUUUCUCUUCUGCUUGUA